Melitaea cinxia (Glanville fritillary) is the source of this 1007-nucleotide messenger RNA. It is a transcript of the gene Ak2, whose product is annotated as adenylate kinase. Gene Ontology annotation, molecular function: AMP kinase activity; ATP binding. The record is from RefSeq and is a predicted model, not a curated record. Gene Ontology annotation, biological process: ADP biosynthetic process. Lineage: Eukaryota; Metazoa; Arthropoda; Insecta; Lepidoptera; Nymphalidae. Bases 122 to 850 code for a protein of 242 amino acids. Gene Ontology annotation, cellular component: mitochondrion; cytoplasm. The transcript is spliced from 5 exons.
UUGACGUGUGGUUUGGUUUGUGAAGUUAUGCUGUUUCUUUGACAGUUCCUUCAAUUUUUAAUCCACAUGUCCCUAUAAUAUAAAAUCAUUUUCAGAUAUAAUUAAGUUUAUUUAGCAAAAAAUGGCUCCAGCUGCUCCUGCUUUUAGUUAUAUGCCGGCUGAGGACCCUCUCGGCAUAAGAGCAGUAUUAUUAGGACCUCCUGGCUCUGGAAAGGGUACACAAGCACCACGCCUCAAGGAAAAAUUCUGUGUAUGCCACUUGUCCACUGGAGAUAUGCUUCGAGCCGAGGUGGCGUCUGGCUCGGAGUUAGGUCGUCGCCUCAAGAAGGUUAUGGAUGAAGGCAAACUUGUCUCUGAUGAGAUGGUAGUGGACAUGAUAGACAAGAACUUGGACCAACCAGAGUGCAAAAAUGGAUUUCUGUUAGAUGGAUUUCCCAGGACAGUGCCACAGGCAGAAAAACUGGAUGACUUACUUGCUAAAAGAAAAACUGCACUGGAUGCUGUUAUUGAAUUUAAUAUUGAGGACAGUUUACUUGUCCGCAGAAUUACAGGCAGAUUGAUUCAUCCACCAAGUGGUCGUAGUUAUCAUGAAGAGUUCCACCCUCCUAAAAAACCCAUGACUGACGAUAUCACUGGAGAACCUUUGAUAAAGAGGUCUGAUGAUAAUGUUGAAGCUCUUAAGAAGCGCUUAGCUACAUAUCACAAGCAGACUGUGCCACUUGUUGACUACUACAUGAGAAAAGGCUUACAUUUUAGAGUUGAUGCUGCUAAAUCUGCUGAGGAAGUCUUUAGCAAAAUUGACAACAUUUUUAAAAGUCGUAUUUUCGCCAGAGGAAAAUCGUCCCUGUAAAUAUUAUAGCCACUAAGUAAAAGUGUUUGUACAAAUAAAACAUAUAUAUGUUUGGUUAAUGUCACAUAUUUUACCAUAUUUUUGGGAAAAACUGUAUUAGUUAAGUCUGUUUUAAAACAAUUUUUUUUUUCUAAAAAUAUAGCAAAUACAAACAGCA